AAACUUCCCGUUCGAAUAGCGCGCUCAACUAUUCAUUUCGGAGAUUUAUUUUCCGCUAAGCUCUUUUUACUCUUUAUGAGUAGUUAAAUUCUGGAAUUUGCUGAUGGAAUUUUUUGACUAACUAGGGUGUUUCAAGGUCACCAAUCGAUGAGCUUGAAUAUAUUGUCUGUGACACGGAUUCAAUCCGUCAUCCUGGUUUGCGGUUGUCGUCGCCUACGGGUAUGGCGCCUUGUGUCUUUAACCGACUGCCCCGAUCUGUCAUCCCUAUAAGAUAUGAAAUAGAAAUCAAGCCAUGCUUUCUGAGCUUCAGGUUUACUGGGAACCUGUCUUUAUCUGUAUCUAUUGAAGAAGAGACUUCUCAAAUAUUACUCAACGCCAAAGACAUUUCAGUAAGUAAAGCUACGUUCAAUGGAAUUGAUGUUGAAGUAAUUGAGAAACGGGAAUAUGAGCAGGUUUCGUUCAUUCUUAGAGAACCGUUAGCAUCGGCUUUGGGAGAACUUAGAGUGGAGUAUACUGGCAUAAUAAGUGAAAAAAUGGAGGGUUUCUAUAGAAGUUCAUAUAUCUCUGGGGAAGAAGAGCAUUAUCUACUCUCUACACACUUUGAGGCUACUGGCGCUCGACAAGUAUUCCCAUGUUUGGAUGAACCAGAGUUCAAGUCAAUUUUUGGUAUUAAACUCCACAUUCCUAAAGGAAAGACUGCUAUUUCAAAUAUGCCUCUCUUAUCAAAAGUAGAACACGAUGAAAACAUAGUUGUGUUCCAUUUCCAAGAUACUCCAAAGAUGUCAACAUAUUUGGUAGCUUUUGCUGUUGGAGAUCUUGAGUAUACCGAGGCUGUUGACAAAAAUGGAGUUUUAGUGCGUGUGUAUUCGCGUAAAGGUCUUCUCUCAGAACAAAACCAGGGUUCUUUCGCCCUAAAUGUGGCUUGUCAUAGUUUACCAUUUUACGGGGAAUACUUUGGCAUUGAGUAUCCAUUACCCAAAAUUGAUUUACUUGCAGUCCCUAAUAUGUGUGGUGGUGCGAUGGAAAACUGGGGAUUAAUAACUUUUCGUGAAAGACUUUUACUAGCUAAUCCACACACAAUGUCUCCAGCAACAAAAGAAGCUAUUACAACCGUAAUCAGUCAUGAAAUAGCCCAUAUGUGGUUUGGUAAUCUCGUCACGAUGGAAUGGUGGACAGAUUUAUGGCUUAAGGAAGGAUUUGCGGCUUGGAUAGAAUACUUUUGUUCUGAUCACUGUUAUCCCGAAAUGGAUAUUUGGACACACUUUUCAUAUAAUCGGUUAGCCUCUGCAUUACGUCUAGAUGCAUUAUCUAGCUCACAUCCGAUAGAAGUGGAAGUUUCCAAUCCAAAUGAAAUUAACGAGAUUUUCGAUACAAUAUCUUAUUGUAAAGGUGCUAGUCUUAUAAACAUGCUGCAUGGAUAUUUAGGUGGUAGUAUGUUUCGUUCGGGAUUAUCAUUUUACCUUAGAAAAUAUGCUUAUGCUAAUGCAGUUACAGAUGAUCUUUGGUUCGCCUUCGCCUCAUCUUGUGGCAUGGAUGUCGGUAGUUUAAUGCGUCCAUGGACCCUGAAUAUUGGGUUUCCAGUUUUAUCUGUCUUACUUGUUAGUGUAAAUAACACUUCUUUAAAAGUACAAUUAUCACAAGACCAAUAUAAACUUCAAUCAAAAUGUACACAAGACGCUAAACUCUGGCCUGUACCAAUAUCCUUAACCUGUUCUUCAAAAGACAGAAAACAUUCAUUCGUAUUUAAACAUGUUCUAAGGACAACAUCAGAAUUAGUAGAUAUACCUCUUGCUUGGAUCACGACUACUAAUCCUGACGAUUAUGUGAUACGGGCCAAUGCAGACGCAACAGGAUUUUAUCAUGUAAGAUAUGAUUCCAAGCAAAUGAACAAUUUAGUGGAUGAUAUGAAGUUAGGUGGAUGGAGCACUUCUAGUCGCUUCGUAUUCAUUAAUGAUGGAUUCGCAUUAGCUAAGGCUGGUUACGUUAGUGUUUACGAUUGGCUUAUACUUUUGCCUACAUUAAUGGAAAACGAAAAUGAUUACUCUGUAUGGCGUGGUGUUCUAGAUGGUCUUAAUACUUAUAUUAAGAGAAUAAUACAAUCUAGUGACAUUCCUUCUUCACUCUAUAAUAGUUUCCUAUUAAAAUUAGUAUAUCCAGUAAUAAAUAAAUUGGGUCUUAUUAAAAAUUGUGAUUCUUUGUCGCAUAAUACUAGUAUGCUCAGAUCAUUAAUGUUGUCUGUUGCUGGUGCAGGAGCAGAAGAUAAUAAUAUAGUUGAGGAAGCUAAAAGACUUUUUGAAGCUCAUCGUUCAGGCGAGAAAGAAUUGCCAAAUGAUUUACGUACAGCAAUUUACACAAUAGUUGUACGUCAUGGCUCUACAGAUGUGAUUCAAUAUCUUAUGGAUAUAUAGUCAUACGGACUCACCUGAAGAACGCCAUCAUAUUCUCUUGGCUCUGGGCGCAGCACGUGAAACUAAUUGUAAUGGCCUUAAUAAUUCAUCAUCUUCUUCGUCGCCUUUAUCGGAUGUUCUACAUUUUUGUUUGAAUCCAAACGGCCCAAUAAAAGAUCAAGAUAGAAUUCAUGGACUGGUCGCUUGUUCAUCGUGGUCUAUUCCAGCUAGACUAGCGACAUGGAAAAGUAUCACUAAUGAAUGGAGUAGAAUAAUCGAAUUGUAUAGUGGUCAGUUUUUAUUACCAUCUCUCUUAGAAGGUGUUUUAUCAGGAUUCUCGACAAAAUCUCAUAUAUCAGCGAUCAAAGUGAGUUUCUUCACUUAAGUUUCACUUGCUAAAAUGUUUAGUAUUUUCUGUUCAAACUCUUUUCAUAUGGAUUGUUUCCUAUUAAAUCUUAAUCUUGAUUUCAUCUGUUACGAAGUUGCUUUUUUAUUUUUAUUUUUUAAUAAAUCUGUAUUUCAGGUUUCAUUAGAAACUCUAAAAAAAGGUUUGAGAGAGUGUUUCGUUAGAAAAUUUUCAUUAUGGAAAAUAAACGAGUACAAAAUUUUGGGAAUACUUACUUUUUUUUAAAGAAAAAAAGACUUCUAAACUAGAAUAGCGUUGUAAAUUUGAAUAGGAAAAGUUUGUAUCCCUACGCCCUAUACUCUUUUAACAUUGUGAAGUACUACUUGCGGAUACAACUCAAAUGAAUUAAUUAUCUUUCUCACUGUCACACACACAUUUGUUCCGUUCACCCGUAAAUCGAACUUGUUUAGAUAUUAAAUGACUUUGUGAGUAUUACAAUAAACAUUACAUUUGUAAAACAAUUUUUUCCGUACAAAUCUAUACGUGUGGAAGAUUUAGAGCAUAGAAAAUGACUAAUUGAAUUCUUGUUAUCCCACAAUGUUUGUUGUUCACCCUUUACAAAACAUUAUGAUACGAUUUUCAUUAUAGUUUUGUAUUGACUCGGUUUAUUUAUUUGCUUUUUUUCCAGGAAUUUUUCGAUGCAAAUCCAGUUUGUUGCACGCGUACUUUAGAUCAAAUUUAUGAAACUUUAUCUAUCAACCAAACUGUUCUUGAACGUGACAGUCCAUUAAUUGCUAAAGCAUUGAAUACUUUGUGCAGUACUUUGAAUUAAAUGUACUACAUAUUUUUCAAGCCAUAAAUCGUAUAUGAAACAAACUUAUAAUUUUCUGUUUACAUUUCGAAAAAACAUGUUUCCAAAAAAAGUAUCUGUAUCCACAUUUCUCGUUACAUACUUUUCAGUAUAUUGGUAUUUACAAUUUAAGCGUUAUUGAGAUUAAAUUCAAUGCAUAGUAUAGUGACAUUGUAAUAUUAAUGUAAACCAAUCUACCAAUUUUAUGCAGUUGUGAGGAUAGUUUUUACCACAGACUAGUAUCGACUGGUGAACCAAAGAAAAUCUGAAAACAAUGGGGAACUUCAUUAAAUUCACUUAGUAUUGUUUGCUUGAAUCUUC
Molecule: messenger RNA, 3904 nt
Organism: Schistosoma rodhaini
Lineage: Eukaryota; Metazoa; Platyhelminthes; Trematoda; Strigeidida; Schistosomatidae
Source: the annotation of a GenBank genome assembly